AUGAUUUUCUUGGCCAUCGGAACCAACGGUUUUGGCUUUUCAGGAUUCCUUGUAAACCAUUUGGACUUGGCACCACCAUUUGCAGGAAUUCUUUUCUCUAUUACCAAUAUAUGGGCAACCAUUUCGGGGAUGGUGACCCCGUACGUCGUCGGUAUCAUAAUAGCUGAACAGUGUGUUAAAUGUUCAGUAAUCAGAAAAUAUUCAUCAGUGACAUUCUGUUUUUCUGUUUCCGUCUCUCUCUCUGCAUGUCUCUCUCUCUCGCUCUCUCUCUCUCUCUCUCUCUCUCUUUCUCUCUCUAUUCAUUUACAUUUUUUCUCUGGGGUGCAACUAACGUUUUCAAUAUCUCUCAGUCUGUCUCUAUCUUUCUCCCUCUCUCUCUCUCUGUUUCUUCCUCUCUCUCUUUCUCUGUCUGCCUGUCUAGGUCUCUCUAUCUUUCUCCCUCUCUCUCUGUUUCUCUCCCUCUGUUUCUCUCUCUCUCUCAGUCUGUCUGUUUAG
Molecule: messenger RNA, 495 nt
Organism: Acanthosepion pharaonis
Lineage: Eukaryota; Metazoa; Mollusca; Cephalopoda; Sepiida; Sepiidae
Source: the annotation of a GenBank genome assembly